Molecule: messenger RNA, 1264 nt
Organism: Pistacia vera
Lineage: Eukaryota; Viridiplantae; Streptophyta; Magnoliopsida; Sapindales; Anacardiaceae
Product: cold-regulated 413 plasma membrane protein 1-like
Exons: 4
Coding region: 129-674 (181 amino acids)
Cellular component (GO): membrane
Source: RefSeq, a predicted model, not a curated record
GGAUAAUUGGAUAUUGGACUCACAAAACACUCUCAAAGCUGAUUGGUGGUAUGGCAAGUCAACAGUACAGGAUCUCAGGAAUGAAAAUAGAUCACAGUGAAUGAAAUGCAUCAAAACAUAAGGGGUCGAUGAGAAUAAAGAUGGAGAGGUUUAAGGAAGUGGGAUUAAAGAAGAUGACUGAAAAUGUUGCAUUUGCAGAUUUGGGCUUCAGAAGUAGUAGUGGCCGAACUAGCUUUCAAUGGGGUGGAACCGUUUUUGCCUUAUUUUUGUUACUCCUUAAUCGAACAGGACGGCGAUCACACUUGCAAACUAACCUUCUAGUGUUGUAUCUCUUUACAAGUUUCCCAACUGUAUUGUUCAAAAUCUUAAGAGGUCAAGUUGGUUGCUGGGUUGCUUUUCUUGCUGUUGGAGCAAACCUUUUCUAUCCUCAAACCUGUCCAGUUGCUCGUUUUAUCCUAUUUGUUAUAGCACCAGAUUGGCUGGCUGAUGAAUUGCGUGAUGGCAUUGCUGCUGGUAUUUUUUGUCUUAUAAUGGGGGUUCUACUAGUUAUCAUAGAGAUUCGAGAAACUAGAGGAUUUAGGGAUUUUGAAUGUAGUUUCUAUUGCUUUGGUUAUAUCAUAGGUAUAUUUUUCUUGUUCUUCUUUACGAUAUCAUAUCUAUGUUUGGGAACUUGAUUAGAAGAGGAGUUUCUGCUUGGAUGGAGGUGCACUGUCUCCAGUUUCUAGAUUUUAUUCAAGCUCACUUCGAGCUAUAUAUCAGAAAUUGCUACCUGUAGCUCAUGUUUUACUUAUGGUGCUCUCUGAACCCGCUUCAAAUCAACGCAUAUGAGGGACUUGAGAAGUAUUAAAAAUAUUGCUGGGUCAAAAUCUCAAUGAGAGAAUUUUUGGAGCCUUAAUGUUGCUAGUUCGUGGCUUCACUACUUCUUUGAUAGAUUUACAAGUAUAUUUGACUCUGGUUCAUGAGGAUACUGGAUUAUGUAUGUUUUUGAAGCAAAAUUCCAAAUCUAUUUUGUUCUAUACCCUUCUAAAGGGUUAACUUUGAAAUUGGGGGCUGGUUUCUUUUGGACUGCACCACAGAGAAUAUAUGAAACUCUGGACUUUCAAUAUUUGCGUGCUUGUAGUUUGUUAGAUUGUUGAAUAAUGGAGCAAGUACAUGCACACAAGUAAUGAACUGUGUAUAAUUACAUCCGCUGUAAAAUGAAUUCCGGCUAUGGAAACUUCUCUUGUGUUAUUAAAUGUAAAAUUACUAUAUUAUGUUUCUGAAA